AUGCCCCGUACCUCCUCCCGAUUAGCCGCCACGCUCCCCCGGGGGCAGGUGGGAAUCCAGAAUUUUGCAAGAGCGACCAAGCCAGGAGCCACGACUGCUCCUUCUACAAAACUCGAAAAGCCCGCUGCCGCUCCUCCCCUUUCCUACUCGCCAUCAAGGAAACGCAAGCUAGUCGAGAUUGAGAAUGUGGCUAGUGGAGGAGGCAUUGCCGCCCCAGGGGCGGAAACCAAGGCGACCGAUGAACAAAAGCAGGUCGAGGACGAAGCCGCUACACCUUCUAAAACACUUCGGUUCAAUGAAUUAUCCGUUUCGUCGCCCCAGCUGCGCAGUGGUCAUCAUGUUACUCGGUCGCCGUCGGUUCGGUCUCAAUUGGGUUCUACGCGUGGGUCGGUGUCGGAGGGACUUCCUCAGACGCCGUCGAAGAGGAGUCGGUCGGUGAAGUACAAUACACGAUCAGUACCGCUGUCGUUGUCGAAGUCGAAGUCGCAGCCGAUAACGAAGCUGCAUUCGGCGUUUUUGAAGGCUCUUACGCUUCAUUCCGCGCACAAUGGUUUUAUCGCUCCUGUGGAUUUGAGGGAGUUUCUGCACGCCGUUGGACAGGUGUGGAGGAAGAGAAAGAUUGUGGUUAAGGAUUUGCAGCGCUUGGUAUGGAUUUGGGAACAGUCGCAACAAGUGAAGGCGCCUUUCCGAUUGGCGAACUACGGGUUGGGACGUGUGUGUCUGGAACGAGAAUGGACGGGACGAAUCGACGAGUCCGAAUGGCAAGAGCAGUUUGAACAGACCCUCGAUCUCCUCUGGGAGAAGACUCUCGAUUCGAUUCCGAACCUAGCCGAUGACGAGGAGGAAAAAGUGGCUGAAAAUUUUGUCGAUACACUGGGCCUUUCCCCCAUCCACGAAUGCCUCACCCCCCUGACCUCUUUCCGGAAGGGUCAGCAACGAUUGCAGGAUUUGAGGGGUGGUGUGAUUCGAAUGAAGACCGAGAAACUUCGGGCGGACUCUGCGAAGGAUGACGAUAGCCCGGCACCCAAGACCCUUCUCGAUGCUACGCCAAACCGUCGCAAGAGUCUUUUGGAUCGGAUCAAGAACAAGGAACUUCGUCAGUCGACACUUCCGCCUCCACCGUCGAAGGACAUGCUGGUUCGGCGUGCUGCUGUUGAGCGUGUUGAGGAUGUUGCAAACGUGCUUGCCUCACUGCGGCCGGUUGGAUAUGUCGGUUCUGGAAUUAAGGCGAUGUUGGCUGCUCAGAGGAAACCGUUCCAGAUCCCGACUAUCGUGCAGCAUGUUCAGGACUCUGUCCGGAACCCCAUCUCCCCCCAAGAGGUGGAGAUCUGUAUCGAGGUUAUGGCCCGCACUGACAUUGCCGGGAAUUGGGUGAACUUCGUCACCGUGGGAGCGGCCAAGAUGAUCGUGUUGAAGUCUUGUGCCGACGUUUCCCCCAAGGAACUCGCGGUCAAGGCCUAUUCGAUGAAAAUCGGGUAUGAUGAAGAAUCUGUUCCCAACUAA
Aspergillus ruber CBS 135680 is the source of this 1503-nucleotide messenger RNA. RefSeq names its product DNA replication factor Cdt1 C-terminal domain-containing protein. The transcript has 2 exons. The coding region runs from base 1 to 1503 and encodes 500 amino acids. NCBI's taxonomy places the organism in Eukaryota, Fungi, Ascomycota, Eurotiomycetes, Eurotiales, Aspergillaceae. The record is from RefSeq and is a predicted model, not a curated record.